UUGGUGACACCGGGGGAUUGAAAUUUGUGGAUAGCAAGAUGGAUGUAGCAGGUUGCCACCAUCCAGAUUCUGAGUCAAUACUAGAGAAUGUAUGGGCGAACUUCGUUGGUGGAGAAAAAGCUGAUAAAACCACUAGCGAUACAACAAAAUCGUCCAAAUCAUGGGAAGAACUGCCAAGCCUGGAUGGGAGAGACGGAUCCUUGGAGAUUUUACAAAGGCUACCAAGUCUUGGGAGGUGGAUAUCAAUGGGAGCUGACAUAUGGGAGGAUCUUCUUGAUGGAAUUAUUCCUGCAGGCAAUAUGGAACAAUCCUGUAAUGAUAAUACAAGCAAGGAUAUAAGCACUCGAGGACUUAAAGUGAAUUCUAUGACAGUAGAGAAGGUGGCAACAAGACACUACCGGGGAGUGAGGAGGCGGCCUUGGGGCAAGUAUGCAGCAGAGAUAAGAGACUCGUCAAGGAAAGGAGCUCGAGUUUGGCUUGGGACUUUUGACACAGCUGAGGAAGCAGCUAUGGCCUACGACAAGGCUGCCUUGAGAAUUAGAGGCCCCAAGGGAUAUCUUAACUUCCCGCUAGAGACAGUUGCCAAGGCUAUGGGUAUUGACUACACAAAAACUGACCUCAACUGUUGUAUGUCUUGCACUUGUCAAGGUAAUGACUCUGCUUGCACACGUCUCAGCUACAUUGAAAAUUUCACCAAUCACCAAAAAAGAGAGUCUAGAGAUUGGGAGGAAAACAGUGAGUUUGUGAUGGUUGAACAGCCUACUCUAAAGAGAAUUGCAAGUGUGGAAGAGGUGCUUGAGGAUGGAUAUGAUGAUGUACUUGAGUUUCAGGAUUUGGGGAAUGAUUAUUUGGAGAGUUUGCUGUCUUCCUUUUGAAGGGAUACAAGAUUUGAAAGAUUACUACUGUACA
Molecule: messenger RNA, 909 nt
Organism: Durio zibethinus
Lineage: Eukaryota; Viridiplantae; Streptophyta; Magnoliopsida; Malvales; Malvaceae
Product: ethylene-response factor C3-like
Biological process (GO): regulation of DNA-templated transcription; ethylene-activated signaling pathway
Molecular function (GO): DNA-binding transcription factor activity; DNA binding
Source: RefSeq, a predicted model, not a curated record